Molecule: messenger RNA, 1167 nt
Organism: Ziziphus jujuba (common jujube)
Lineage: Eukaryota; Viridiplantae; Streptophyta; Magnoliopsida; Rosales; Rhamnaceae
Exons: 6
Coding region: 86-1057 (323 amino acids)
Molecular function (GO): cysteine-type endopeptidase inhibitor activity
Source: RefSeq, a predicted model, not a curated record
CCAUAAAUUCCAACGGUAUAUAUGGGCAAAGGCCAAAACCUCAAUCCCAUUCGUUUUUGAAUUCCCAAAACCCUCGUAAAACAAAAUGGAAAUGUUUUCCGUAUGGCGGACAGACACGCGGCCAGAAGUUAUGGAAUCCGAUCCUAAGCCGAAGCCGGCUAUGAUUUCUAAGCCUUCUGAUGGAGAUAACUCAAUCGCUGAGAGAGGCGGUGAAAUUGCUACGAAGCAACUGGAAGCGCCGUCGUCUACCAAGAAGAUUUGGCCGCGUCAGGCUGAUUGCAGCAGUUUUAGGGUGUAUUAUGACAAAUAUGCUGAGAUUGUGGUUGGAUCCGAGGGUUUCAUUGCGUAUCCGGAUGCAACUUCCACAAUAAUGGGUGGCAUCGGGCCAUGUGGAGUCAAUGAUAAAUACGCCAAAGAGGCUGCCAAGUAUGCCGUCGAAGAGCAUAACAAACAGACGAGGGAAAAUGUAACACUCAAGAACAUUGUCAAAGCUAAUUCUCAGUUUGCCAACGGUUUGGUGUUCUAUAUGACAUUGGAAACAUUGGUUGGAGAUCAGACAUCUUUUAAGGAAGCUGUAGUGCAUCAAUACGUGGAUGGUUCUCAGGAAUUGCAUAUUUUCAGGGAUGCUAUCUACUAUUAUAAAAUAAAAGAGUUAGAAUCAAACCUUGGGGGUAACGCUGAUUCAUCCACUAAAAGGAGUGCAGGAAGGCAUGUGAGGCUAGAUAAUAAAGAUCAUGGAGAAACCAGUGAGUCUGGGGACGAGUGGCUUCAUAAACUUCAUUCAUUUUGGUACAAACGGUUGACUGAUCCCUGGGUACAUAUAAGGAGGAGGGGACCUAGAAGGAAGUUUAAAAGGAUGCGCUCUAAUUUGUUGACUCAUCCCUGGAAACCUAUGAUAAUGAAACAGAAACUAGAUGCUGCAGAUAUUGAAGCUUUUUAUAGAUGUAAAUGUGUGAAAAAAAUAUAUGAUGAAAACAAAGGAUGGAUGUUUGGUUGUGUUGCUGAUGGUUGUACAGAACUUUUCCAUUGUUACCUCAGGAGGAAGUUGAGCAAAUGAAUUUUGUAUGCCUGUGUAUGGAGGUAUUCAUUUAUUGUCACCCCAUUACUUAAUAUGUAGUUGAACGCUUCAUUUAUUCCAUUCUCACGACAUGGAUAAUUAAUGUUCAA